ACAGGUCACAUGAAAGUCACGUGACUAAAAGUGUCAACAUGGCGGGGUCUGCGAUUUCAAGUAUUUUUCGCCGCGGUCUCUUUAACAACAAAGUCGCCAUAGUAACUGGCGGUGGAACAGGCAUUGGCAAAACAAUAACAAAAGAGCUGCUUUUCCUAGGAUGCAAAGUUGUGAUAGCUUCUAGACGUGUGGAAAAUCUGCAAUCAGCUACCGAGGAGCUAAAACGUAUUAUUGACCCCUCAUCCACAGCUGAUGUCAGCUUUGUUCAGUGUAAUAUUCGAAAGGAAGAGGAGGUAAAACAUCUGAUAAGUACAACACUGGAGCAAUAUGGAAAGCUAGAUUUCCUUGUGAAUAAUGGUGGGGGCCAGUUUUACUCUCCAGCAGAGAAGAUAACUCUUAAAGGAUGGAAUGCAGUGAUAGAAACAAACUUGACUGGAACGUUUCUCAUGUGCAGAGAAGCCUAUAUACAAUGGAUGGAAAAUCAUGGUGGUGUUAUUGUCACCAUUAUUACCGACAUGUGGAAGGGAUGGCCCUCUAUGAGUCAUUCAGGAGCAGCCAGAGCUGGGGUAGACAACCUUACCAAGUCCUUGGCAAUAGAAUGGGCUCACACUGGCGUGCGUGUCAACUGUGUUGCACCGGGUAGUUCAAUUUACUCAGACACAGCAGCAGCUAACUAUGGAUCCAGAGAUUUUUUCGGUAAAAAUCUUCACAUUGUUCCAGCAAAACGAUUUGGGACAACUGAAGAGGUGUCUGCCGCAGUUUGUUUUCUUCUAUCACCUGCAGCAGCAUUUAUAACUGGAGAGACGAUAAAAGUUGAUGCAGGAGCCAGCUUGUAUGGGACUUCUUGGGAGAUACCAGAGCACAGCAAGAGCAAACCAUACACAUGGAAGGAUGACCUACAAGAAGAAUCAAAACCAAGCACAACUGAAUGUGCUAAGUCUAAGCUUUGAACUUUCUAUGUGCGGAAAUUUCAGAAGAGUAUUUUCCCAGUCACUAAUCAGUGUGCUACAUGAUGUAUUUAUUCUAGACGUCUGUUACUGACACGCUAAUGCUACCAUGGUGAGAUCUGGGAACCAACGACUUUUUUCUCCAAAUCUUUCUGCCCCGGAGCAUGCCCUGCAUAAUUGCCACGUUUCACUUCAUUUGGGUAAAGAAUGUCAUCAUUGAGUGAGGUCUGCGACUGGUGAAUCUUAGUUCACUGCCUGACGGCAGUACCGAAAAGAAGUGUGUAACCUGUUUCCGGUGCCGAUUGUCAUUGUCCAUUGUCAGUACAAUAUUGUAUGACUUCAAGUGAGAGAGCGAGUGUGUGUGUGUGUGCUUUCAUGCUUGCUCGCCCCAAAAUGGGAUGAAAACCAGCGGGGAAUAGUUUUACGUUCACCCCGUCUUCCCAGGCCUUAGUCCUGUAAUCUGAAAUUUUGGGGACAGCUUUUCCUUUGCUUUUGGAUGGAGAGCACUUGAGCAGUCGUUUGAAACUUGACUUUUUCUUUGAAAGAAAAUUUUCACAGGUCCCGUACUUUUGAAGGAGUCAGUGAGUGCGUGUUGCCUCUUGGUUACUUAUACUUUCGUGUCGAGAAUUCCUGUGCCGUGAUGGUGAAUAGAACAUGGCCCCAUUUCUUUGUACGCUGGAUGCCUAGUCAGUACGUUUCCAAUGUUGCGUAUCUAGCAUUGCAUACCCAUCCAUCCUUCCAGCCUUUUGACUUCAGCUGACAGUUUUGUUCAUUUGUUACAAAUCCAGCAAAAGCUUUAAAAUUGCUUGAGGUCCUGUGCAUGAAAACGACUUAAGUGUUUUAGCGCAUACUCGGAAAGGAGAACGGAAGAGAGGAGGGAUGAGCAUGUUCUUGUGUAUGUCUGUUUAUACUAUUAUAUAUAUUUAUUAUACAUCACAUAAUUUCGACCAAUGAUCAUUUGAUCUAUUAAUAAAAGGAAGGAAUUUUUUUCUUAAGAAGCUCAACCACGUCUUCUUAUUACUAUAAAUCUUUAUUACUGGAAAAAUAUUCGUUGGCACAAAUUUAUCUCGAUCACAAGAGGACCAGAUUUAUUUGUAGUUAUUUUAAUCAUUGUGUUGACACGUUGUAUUUAGAAUGAUUUUGGAAGAGUACAUUGAUGAUGACGCACAUGACUAUUUAUGGAACAUUAUUAUUAAAGUUUCAUUAGCAAAAGA
Molecule: messenger RNA, 2161 nt
Organism: Pomacea canaliculata
Lineage: Eukaryota; Metazoa; Mollusca; Gastropoda; Architaenioglossa; Ampullariidae
Product: peroxisomal trans-2-enoyl-CoA reductase-like
Exons: 8
Coding region: 39-950 (303 amino acids)
Biological process (GO): phytol metabolic process
Cellular component (GO): peroxisome
Molecular function (GO): trans-2-enoyl-CoA reductase (NADPH) activity
Source: RefSeq, a predicted model, not a curated record